Aegilops tauschii subsp. strangulata is the source of this 670-nucleotide messenger RNA. Lineage: Eukaryota; Viridiplantae; Streptophyta; Magnoliopsida; Poales; Poaceae. The record is from RefSeq and is a predicted model, not a curated record.
AUGACCGAGCUUCUUCAAAACCAAUCAUCAAUGACUAAGAUUUGUGACGAGCUUGCACAAGUUAUCGACGCAAGAAAAAAAAUUGAAGAAGCUGACAUUGCUCGGUUGCCCUAUCUUCAAGCUGUCAUAAAAGAGACUCUUCGACUCCACCCUCCCGCUCCACCGUUGUUGCCACGCCAAGCAAAAGUGAUGGUCAAAAUAGAAGGUUACACAAUACCCAUGGGUUCACGCUUGUUCAUAAACAUAUGGGCAAUAGGCCGAGAUAAAGAUGUGUGGACUGAACCUGAGAAGUUUAUGCCAGAGAGGUUCUUGGGUUCAACUAUUGACUUUAGGGGUAUGGAUUUUGAGCUCCUUCCAUUUGGUGCGGGGCGUCAAAUCUGCCCUGGAAUAACAUUGACAAUUCGGAUGGUGCAUGUGAUGCUCGCUUCGUUGUUAAACCAGUUUAGGUGGAGUCUCCCUGUUGAGAUGGAACAUGAUGGGAUUGAUAUGGAAGAUCAGUUUGGCAUUACACAGCGAAGGUCGUGCAUCUUUGUAUUAUAGCAACACCAAUUUGAUCCGGUAAGAAAUUUGCAACAUUUUUAAGAGUGGAUUAAUUAGAUGUUCUAAUGUGUAAUAAUUCAACUGAAUGAGCCAUGUAAUUUGUACCAUUAUUUAUGUGACAACUUCCAUA